Daldinia caldariorum is the source of this 1485-nucleotide messenger RNA. RefSeq names its product FMN-dependent dehydrogenase-domain-containing protein. The record is from RefSeq and is a predicted model, not a curated record. Lineage: Eukaryota; Fungi; Ascomycota; Sordariomycetes; Xylariales; Hypoxylaceae. Bases 1 to 1485 code for a protein of 494 amino acids. Gene Ontology annotation, molecular function: L-lactate dehydrogenase (cytochrome) activity; heme binding. The transcript has 4 exons. Gene Ontology annotation, biological process: lactate metabolic process.
AUGCUUUCUGGAGCUGAGGUUGCUAAGCACAACAGCAAGGAAUCUUGCUGGGUGGUUAUUCAUGGCCACGCCUAUGAUGUCACGGAAUUCUUGCCAGAACAUCCUGGUGGAAUGGGCAUUAUCCUGAAGUACGCCGGCAAAGAUGCGACAGAAGAAUUCGACCCCAUACACCCUCCGGAUACCCUGGACAAAUAUCUAGAUAAAUCGAAGCAUUUAGGACCUGUUGACCCAAAUACCGUUGAAAAGAUCAAGAAAGAAGACGAUCCCGAGGAAGCAGAACGGCAAAAGCGAAUUCAGAAUAAACCGCCAUUGUCACAAUGCUACAACCUAAUGGACUUCGAAGCGGUGGCCAAGGACGUUAUGAAGAGAGGUGCUUGGGGAUACUAUUCCAGUGGUGCAGAUGACGAAAUAACGCUCCGAGAAAACCACGAAGCCUUCCACAGGAUAUGGUUCAAACCUAGGGUCCUAGUCGACGUCAAGAAAGUAGAUUUCUCCACUACUAUGCUUGGCACCAAAGUCGACAUUCCUUUCUACGUUACGGCAACAGCGUUAGGCAAGCUGGGACACCCGGAGGGCGAGGUCUUGUUAACCAAAGCCGCUAAGAAGCACAACGUCGUGCAGAUGAUUCCCACGCUGGCGUCCUGCUCGUUCGACGAGAUCGUAGAUGCCGCGGAGGGAGCCCAGGUACAGUGGCUGCAGUUAUACGUCAACUCGGACCGGGCGAUCACCGAGCGCAUCGUCCGGCACGCCGAGGAGCGCGGGUGCAAGGGGCUGUUCAUCACGGUCGACGCGCCGCAGCUGGGCAGGAGGGAAAAGGAUAUGCGAACUAAGUUUACGGACCAGGGGUCCAACGUCCAGACUGGCCAUCAGACGGAUAACUCGCAGGGCGCCGCCCGCGCCAUCUCGUCGUUCAUCGACCCCAGCCUCUCGUGGAAGGACAUCCCGUGGUUCCAGUCCAUCACCAAGAUGCCCAUCGUGCUCAAGGGCGUGCAGCGCGUCGAGGACGUCCUCAAGGCUAUCGAAUACGGGGUCCAAGGUGUCGUAUUGUCGAACCACGGCGGCCGGCAGCUGGAUUUCUCCCGGUCCGGCAUUGAAGUGUUGUCGGAGACGGUACCGGUCCUACGGGAAUUAGGACUCGAGGGCCGCAUUGAAAUUUUCGUAGACGGAGGCGUGCGGCGCGCCACGGACAUUAUCAAGGCGCUGUGCUUGGGCGCCAAGGGCGUGGGUAUCGGUCGUCCGUUCUUAUACGCCAUGUCGGCAUACGGCCUGGACGGCGUUGACCGAGCUAUGCAGCUCCUCCGCGACGAGAUGGAGAUGGCGAUGCGCCUGAUCGGGUGCACUAGCGUCGACCAGUUCAACUCGUCGCUCGUCGAUACGCGAAACUUGAGCAGCCACGUUACGGGUGUGCCUCGAGACUAUCUCGGCCACAAGGUAUACGAUCCGCUUGUUACACCAGCGUUUAAGCCUCCUAAAUCUAAGCUAUAA